CUUGAGCGGAUUUAUAAAAGGAACCUGAGGAUUGGAGGGUAAGCUGGAAAAGUCUCCUGGUGAGGGUCGCAGGAGGGCUGGUGCCAAUCCCAGCUGACCUGUAUACCCUGGACAGGUCGCCGUUCAUCACAGGGCUGAGGCAUAGAGACAAACAACCACACAUUCACAUCCACACCUGAGGGCCAUUUAGAGUGACCCAUUAACCUACUUUGUCUUUGGACGAUGGGAGGAAGCCGGAGCACCUGGGAAGAACCCAUGCAGACACAGGGAGAACAUGCCAACUCCACUGAGAAAGACCUGGGACUACCAAGGUAGAGGGUCUGUGGAGGUCUUUUUCUUUUUGAGAGGCAGCCAUGAUCAGCCGUAACUUCAAGAAUGUGCUGGUGGUCUCUGUCGGCUUUCUGUCCCUGUUCACGGCUUAUGGAGGCCUGCAGAGUUUACAGAGCAGUCUGAAUGCAGAGCAGGGGAUGGGCGUGGCGUCUUUAAGCGUCAUAUACGCCUCCAUUAUCGUAUCCUCCAUGUUCCUGCCUCCCCUCCUGAUCAAAAAUCUGGGCUGUAAAUGGACCAUCGUUGCUGGCAUGGCCUGCUACGUCACCUACUCCAUUGGAAACUUCUAUCCUGGAUGGUACACCCUCAUGCCCACCUCAGUGAUCCUGGGAUUGGGCGGCUCUCCCCUGUGGUCGGCUAAAUGCACCUACCUGACCAUCUCCGGUAACAACCAGGCGGCCAAGGAGGGCAAAAAGGGCUCUGACGUCAUCAACCAAUACUUCGGCAUCUUCUUUUUCAUCUUUCAGUCGUCUGCUGUUUGGGGAAACCUCAUGUCGUCACUCAUCUUUGGACAGGACACCAAUAUAGCUAACAUCACAGCCGAGCAGCUGCAGUCCUGUGGAGCGGCUGAUUGCGGCCUCAAUAUCAGCGUCAACAGCACGACCACCAGACCUGCUCAGAAACUAGUGUGGACACUCGUCGGAGCCUACAUUGGCGUGGGACUGCUGGCCAUGCUCAUUGUGGCAGUGUUUCUGGACAACAUUGACCAACAGCAAACAAGCCAGUUUCGUGGGAACCGGGAGCCGUUUUGUCACACCUUCCUGGCCACGUUUAGACUGCUGAAGGACUGGAGGCUGGUGACCCUCAUCCCUCUCACCAUGUACAGUGGCUUCGAACAGAGUUUCCUCUCUGGGGAGUAUACUAAGAACUAUGUGACGUGUGCUUUGGGGAUCCAUUUUGUUGGCUUUGUGAUGAUGUGUUUUGGAGCCUCUAAUUCUCUGUGCUCCUUUCUCUUCGGGAGACUCGCUCGGUACACUGGGAGGGCUGCCCUCUUCUUCCUGGCUGCAGUGACCAACUUUUCCUGUAUCAUUGCUCUCAUGUUCUGGAGGCCUCAUCCUAACCAGCUGGCUGUCUUCUUUGUAUUUCCUGCCCUGUGGGGUAUGGCAGACGCAAUCUGGCAAACUCAGACCAACGCUCUUUAUGGCGUCCUUUUCCCCCGGGAAAAAGAGGCAGCAUUUGCUAACUACCGCAUGUGGGAGUCACUCGGCUUCGUUAUCGCCUUCGCCUACAGCACCUUCUUAUGCCUGGAGUAUAAACUGUACAUCUUGCUGGCUGUUCUGCUGGUGACUGUCAUCACUUACCCCAUAGUGGAGUACCGCGAAUACAAGAAUCCCACGCCGCCCAUUGAGGAGAGGACCUACCUAAGCCACAAAGAAACUGCUCAAACAGAGGACAAGACCAUUUGCCAGUCAAAAAUGUAAAAACUGAAUUUCAAGUGUUUUGUUCUUAUUUAAUUUUUUUUUAUUUACAUCCUGAUAUGGUCCCUGCAAAUCAGGUGUCUGACCUAAUGCGAAAUUGUUCAAAUUGCUUUCAAAAUGCUUUCAAAAUGCCACAGUGAAUAAACCUGCUCAGAAACCUG
Messenger RNA from Micropterus dolomieu (smallmouth bass), 1906 nucleotides. It is a transcript of the gene unc93a, whose product is annotated as unc-93 homolog A. The transcript is spliced from 10 exons. Lineage: Eukaryota; Metazoa; Chordata; Actinopteri; Centrarchiformes; Centrarchidae. The record is from RefSeq and is a predicted model, not a curated record. The coding region runs from base 354 to 1748 and encodes 464 amino acids.